AUUAUAAAGGGUGCCUCGGGACUGUUCAUAAUUAUAAAGGGUGCCUCGGGACUGUUCAUAAUUAUAAAGGGUGCCUCGGGACUGUUCAUAAUUAUAAAGGGUGCCUCGGGACUGUUCAUAAUUAUAAAGGGUGCCUCGGGACUGUUCAUAAUUAUAAAGGGUGCCUCGGGACUGUCCAUAAUUUUAAAGGGAGCAUUCAUCCUCUUGCACUGCAAGCAAGGUUUUAGAUUCCCUGGAAACCUGUCAUGAGAUAAUACAGUAUAUAGACUGCCACUGUUG
Staurois parvus is the source of this 279-nucleotide messenger RNA. NCBI's taxonomy places the organism in Eukaryota, Metazoa, Chordata, Amphibia, Anura, Ranidae. The record is from the annotation of a GenBank genome assembly.